Somion occarium is the source of this 2289-nucleotide messenger RNA. The record is from the annotation of a GenBank genome assembly. Lineage: Eukaryota; Fungi; Basidiomycota; Agaricomycetes; Polyporales; Cerrenaceae.
GAUCCUAUGCAGGUGAGCACUCGACCAGAUAUGACACAUCGUAUACUGAACGCUUCACAAGAAAAGUCGGCGAGAAACUUGUACAGCUACUGUGUGUGUUUUGGUCGGCAGCGGACAUGGAAGAAAUCGGUGAACGCAUUCGAGGUAUCCUGAACGAUGCGUGGUCGGAGUGUGCCUCUUCCCCUAAGCGUUGUAAAUCCUCUCAAGUCUUGGUGGAAUGGAGAAUAAGCCAAAGCUUCUCGGGGAACGCUGCGCUUGAAACAUUCUGGGGUCUGAACGUUGAACCUCAAUGAUUCUUGAGUAACGUUACCUCUGAUGAGCUCCAUAGCUGUGGAUGGGCUUUGGAAGGCAAGUGCAUAUUGGGCGCCAAUCGAACUUCAUGAUGACUCCGACGGUAGAUCGCUCGAGCAUCGUUGCUCUUUCAUAAUAUUCACUUAGUGCUGCCAGGGGAUAUCAGAACUUAUAUCGAGUUCUUCUAUGCCAUUUGCAUCUGCAAACCAUCUACUCAGAUCGUUUCUCUUUUAUCAUCAACUCGUCCUGUUCAUUAUGUCUACUACGCUUCCAGUGCCUCUUCUCGUGUAUGCACAGCAUCAAUCGGUGCUCGAUCUUGAGCCCGCUCGCGAUGUCCGCGCGACUCUUCCGGUUGCCAAUUCUACCAAAUCCUUUUGGUUCACUGAUCCAGACGUCACGCCUUUACCCACGGAAGGUAGCGAAGGACCUUUGACAGAUGACGCGGAUAUCUGCAUCAUCGGUUCUGGAAUCACGGGGGCUUCUGCUGCGUAUCACUUAGCCAGGUCGUUAAGUGAUGGCAAGAUAGCCAACGCGCUGGGGCGUCCCGUGAAAGCCGUCAUUCUUGAGGCCAGAGAGUUCUGUUCAGGCGCAACUGGACGAAAUGGCGGACACCUUGUGUCGCAUACCUUCUUUGACUUUUUAAAAUGUCAAACGGAGCAUGGUAAGGAGGAGGCGCUUCGAUCGUAUAACAUCGAAGAAUACGUUGUGAAAGAGGUCACAAAACUUCUCGAAGAGAACUCCAAGGGGGAUGAUGUCGAUCUUGUUGCAGGUGGCCGACUUAUCUUGUUCUUCUCAAAGGAGGAACUACUUGAGGCGAAGUCCGAUUUCCUGGCUGCAAAAGAAAUUGGUUUAGAUCUCUCUGGUAUCCAAUGGUUCACUAAGGAAGAGACCCAAGCUAAAUACGGCGCCUCGUAUCCAUCCGUUCUUACCCCUGGAUUCAGCCUUUGGCCUUUGAAACUUGUUGGUGUUCUUUUCAGCUUGGCAAACAAGAUUGGUUCUGGCUCUUCAUCUUCUUCCCCUACGUUCUCCGCCACUCUCCAUACCAGGACACCUGUUACGUCAAUCCUCCCGAUACCACAGUCAUCAGAUAUCAAUGCCGUGUUCCCUCGUCGACACAAUUUGAACACUCCACGCGGGAACAUCUCAUGCUCAUACAUUGUACACGCUACUAACGGAUACGCUUCUCAUCUCCUUCCUCAUCUCACUGGCUCAAAUGGAAUCAUACCCACUCGGGGACAAAUCAUCGCCACACGAGCGAAGGUCGGGCUGGACAUUCUUACACGAACUGGCGGUACAGGAAAUGAAGGCCUCGAGUAUUGGUUUCCUCGACCCGUCAAGCAACCUGAUGAAAAGUAUCCGUUGGUUAUAUUGGGUGGUGGUAGAGAGGUUAAGCCCCAAUUCCAGUUCUAUGAAAUAGAUGAUUCGAUCAUAGACAAGGAGGUCGGGAAAGCGUUGAGAGCUUUCUUACCAGCCGUAUUUCCGGGACGGUUUGAGCCUGGAAACGAACCGGAAAUAGAAUGGACUGGUAUCAUGGGGUUCACCAGAUCCGGAGACCCGUUCGUUGGUCCUGUAGUCGAUCAUAACAAUUCUUCCAACAACACAGCGUACGAGGGCCAGUACGUAUCGGCGGGAUAUACCGGUCAUGGAAUGCCUCGUGCCUAUGCAUGUGCUGAGGUUGUCUCCCAGAUGAUCGUUGCAGACAUCAAGAAGGAAAAGUGGGAGCCCCCGGAAUGGUUUCCCAGGGUCUACUUGAUGACUAACGCGAAUAGAAAGGAAUAUGCCAAGGUCUAGGGUAUGGUGGGAGAUACUCAGGUUCUGGGUACCAUCAAUAACCAAUGCAGAUGUAGCUACUCUAACUUCGUCCCAAUAUUUAUAUGUCAAAGAACCCAAGGGCAGAAUGUCUCCUUACGUCUGUUCCAUGAACCCUAAUUUUGUCACAUAAGUCAAUAGCGAACACCCUCACCCAGGCUCAGGCUGGAAGUAUGGCAUCCUUGACCA